AUGGUUGCCUACAAUUCGAUCCUCCUUAUCAGCCAGAUGACGCCCAGUGUAUUUACUGCGUUGGCUCUACUGGCCCCUCUCCUCACGAGUGGAUCGACUGUACGGAGUGCAGCACAUGUGCAUAGACGAGCAAAUGGACCUCCCGCUGAUUUUACGCUGGUUGGGGUUGCACCCACCAACACGGUCCUGAGCUUCCGCCUUGCACUCACCCAGAGCAAUCCAGCCGGACUGGAAGAGGCACUGUACAACGUGAGCAUGCCCUCCAGUCUUGCCUAUAAGAAGUAUCUCGACAAGGCUGAGGCCGCACGAUUUGUCUCUCCGUCAGCGGACACCCUCUCUGCUGUCAAUUCAUGGCUGCAGGCACAAAAUAUACAUGCGGCGACGCUUACACCGGCAGGUGACUGGCUGGGAAUAAACGUCAGUGUCUCUAGGGCGAACGACCUCUUCGACGCAGAGUUCGGCGUUUACAAUCACACACGCACAGGACUGCAGACAAUACGCACAUUGUCAUAUACCAUUCCCGAAGAACUUGUUGGACACAUGACACUUGUUUAUCCCACUACUACCUUCCCGGAGUUCAACUCCAUGAUCUCACUGAGUUUGAGGCCAGCCAUUCCUCGGCGUGCCGAGGCCAGCAAGACGCUCGUAGCUGCUUCCUGCGCAGAAGCAAUUAUUCCUUCCUGUCUACAAUCGCUCUACAGCAUCCCGACCACACCCGCGACUCAAUCCUCAAAUCAGUUCGGCGUCACUGGGUUCUUCGACGAAUAUGCUAAUCAGGCCGAUCUCCAAACAUUCCUGGGCACAUAUCGUCCUGAUAUGUCGAAUUCCACGACGUUCUCGUUCGAAUCCGUUGACGGCGGCAUAAAUCCACAGAAUGCGUCGGAUGCCGGUGGUGAAGCUAAUAUAGAUACGCAGUACACUGUGGGUCUUGCGACGGACGUGCCUACCAUUUUCAUAUCGGUGGGACAAAGUUCUGGCGGAGCUUGGGGCGGGUUUCUCGAUGUCAUCAACUAUUUACUCUCCCAGGAUUCACCGCCGCAAGUUUUGACAACGAGCUAUGCGGGAAACGAGGACGAACUUCCCUUCAGUUUUGCCGAUAAUCUGUGUAACGCAUAUGCUCAGCUUGGUGCUCGUGGUGUGUCCAUCCUAUUCGCUUCAGGCGAUGGUGGAGUCUCAGGUUGGCAAGCGGGCACUUGCGAUACCUUUGUCCCCGUUUUUCCAGCGACAUGCCCAUUUGUCACCGCUGUUGGUGCAACCGAGGGGAUCAACCCUGAGACUGGCGGCUACUUCUCCUCAGGUGGCUUCUCCAAUUUUUGGGCGACUCCCUCAUACCAGAAAUCUGCCGUGUCCACUUACCUGUCUCACCUUGGCGAUACGUACAGCGGCCUAUACAAUGCCUCCGGACGAGGGUUCCCGGACGUUUCCGCCCAAGGACUGAAUUUUGAAAUUGUCUACGAGCAAGACUUCUACAGCGCUGCUGGAACAAGUUGUUCUACUCCAACUUUCGCCUCUGUGAUCGCACUGCUUAACGACGAGCUCGUUGCCGCGGGUGAACCGAGCCUGGGGUUCCUGAAUCCGUGGCUAUACUCCAGCGCGGCGUCUGCAUUCAACGACAUCACCACUGGCAGCAAUCCUGGGUGCAAUACAACUGGAUUCAACGCGACGGCUGGAUGGGAUCCUAUAACUGGCCUCGGUACGCCAGAUUAUAUCAAGCUGAGGGCAGCAGCAGGACUUUAA
Molecule: messenger RNA, 1737 nt
Organism: Fibroporia radiculosa
Lineage: Eukaryota; Fungi; Basidiomycota; Agaricomycetes; Polyporales; Fibroporiaceae
Exons: 8
Coding region: 1-1737 (578 amino acids)
Biological process (GO): proteolysis
Molecular function (GO): serine-type endopeptidase activity; tripeptidyl-peptidase activity
Source: RefSeq, a predicted model, not a curated record